This is a messenger RNA of Arachis ipaensis, 2095 nucleotides long. Its product is annotated as TCP-1/cpn60 chaperonin family protein. The record is from RefSeq and is a predicted model, not a curated record. Gene Ontology annotation, biological process: protein folding. Lineage: Eukaryota; Viridiplantae; Streptophyta; Magnoliopsida; Fabales; Fabaceae. Gene Ontology annotation, molecular function: ATP-dependent protein folding chaperone; ATP binding; ATP hydrolysis activity.
ACUCAUUUGAUUUUUAUUUAGUUCCAAGUUCUCUAGGGCUUUCUGGGUUGCCUUGCGCUUAAAAUUGAAAUCCAGAGAAAAAGAGAAGUUGCCACCAUUUCACGGGUUUAGGGUUUUAAACACUCUCACACUCUCACUCGCAAGCAAGAAACAAUGGCGCCGGGUUUCAACAUUCAGCCGUACGGCAUUCAGUCGAUGCUGAAGGAAGGUCACAAGCACCUUUCCGGCCUCGACGAAGCCGUCCUCAAGAACAUCGACGCCUGCAAGCAGCUCUCCACCAUCACCCGCACCUCCCUCGGCCCUAACGGUAUGAAUAAGAUGGUUAUAAAUCAUUUGGACAAGCUCUUUGUCACUAACGAUGCGGCCACCAUUGUCAACGAGCUUGAGGUCCAGCAUCCUGCUGCUAAGAUUUUGGUUUUGGCUGGGAAGGCUCAGCAGGAGGAGAUCGGUGACGGUGCCAAUUUGACGAUUUCCUUUGCCGGCGAGAUCCUGCAGGGCGCUGAGGAACUUAUUCGGAUGGGUCUGCACCCGAGCGAGAUCAUCAGUGGAUAUACGAAAGCAAUUAAUAAGACUAUUGAAAUAUUGGAUGAACUGGUCGAGAAGGGUUCGGAGACUAUGGAUGUCCGUGAUAAGGAGCAAGUUAUUUCUAGAAUGAGAGCAGCUGUUGCUAGCAAGCAAUAUGGUCAGGAAGACACUAUAUGCUCGCUUGUUGCUGAUGCAUGUAUACAAGUGUGUCCCAAAAACCCUGCGAACUUUAAUGUGGACAACGUCCGUGUUGCAAAGCUACUCGGAGGGGGCUUGCAUAAUAGUACUGUUGUUCGGGGAAUGGUUUUGAAAAGUGAUACUGUUGGGACCAUAAAGCGAAUCGAGAAGGCAAAGGUUGCUGUCUUUGCUGGUGGUGUUGAUACAUCUGCCACCGAAACCAAAGGAACUGUCCUCAUACAUACAGCAGAGCAGCUGGAAAAUUAUUCAAAAACUGAAGAGGCCAAAGUAGAGGAGCUCAUUAAGGCGGUUGCAGAGUCUGGUGCUAAAGUGGUUGUCAGUGGAGGAUCAGUAGGAGAGAUGGCUUUGCAUUUUUGUGAGCGAUAUAAGCUCAUGGUUUUGAAAAUCAGUUCUAAGUUUGAGCUACGUCGAUUUUGCCGGACAACGGGUGCUGUUGCAAUGUUAAAACUUGGGCAACCAAACCCAGAUGAUCUGGGAUAUGUUGAUUCUGUUUCAGUUGAGGAAAUUGGUGGUGUCAGGGUGACCAUAGUGAAAAACGAAGAAGGUGGAAACUCUGUGGCCACUGUUGUUUUACGAGGAAGUACCGACAGUAUUCUAGAUGAUCUCGAAAGAGCAGUUGAUGAUGGGGUGAACACUUACAAGGCCAUGUGCAGGGAUAGCCGAACUGUACCUGGAGCUGCAGCAACUGAAAUUGAAUUGGCUAAAAGGGUGAAGGAAUUUUCUUUCAAGGAGACAGGUUUGGAUCAGUACGCUAUAGCAAAAUUUGCUGAAAGUUUUGAAAUGAUUCCAAGAACUUUGUCUGAGAAUGCUGGGCUAAAUGCAAUGGAGAUCAUAUCUUCUCUGUAUGCGGAACAUGCCUCAGGAAAUACCAAAGUUGGCAUUGAUCUGGAAGAGGGUGUUUGUAAGGAUGUGUCAACCAUGGGGGUUUGGGAUCUACAUGUGACUAAGUUCUUUGCUCUUAAAUAUGCUGCUGAUGCUGCAUGCACUGUACUACGGGUGGAUCAGAUCAUUAUGGCAAAACCAGCUGGUGGACCAAGGAGAGAGCAACCUGCUGCCGGCAUGGAUGAUGAUUAAAUUAAUGAGAAUUUGACUAUGUUUCUUUGAUCCAUUUUGUAUUUCAUUGUGACAUGAUUUCCUUGGCAGCUUGGAUUAUAGGGCAUCUUGUUUUCUUCUGAUGUCAGUAAUGGGAUGUUACAAAUUUUGAAUUUUGAUUGUCUAAGGAAUACCAUACAAGCUUACAAAAGAUGGGGUUCUGUAAAUUUAGUUCUUACUGUCAGAUGGAUUUGUUUCGUUUUCUUGCUGUGAGCAUUAUUGCUUUGUGCUUUGUGGGACGUAUUUGAUCUUAAUUGGUUACAUUAUUUUUUGCAUGCUA